Loa loa (African eye worm) is the source of this 1239-nucleotide messenger RNA. RefSeq names its product deoxyhypusine synthase. Lineage: Eukaryota; Metazoa; Nematoda; Chromadorea; Rhabditida; Onchocercidae. The record is from RefSeq and is a predicted model, not a curated record. Gene Ontology annotation, molecular function: deoxyhypusine synthase activity. The transcript is spliced from 7 exons. Gene Ontology annotation, cellular component: cytoplasm. Bases 1 to 960 code for a protein of 319 amino acids. Gene Ontology annotation, biological process: peptidyl-hypusine biosynthetic process.
AUGGAUAAUGGUGGUUGUAAAUCUGACGUUCAUAUAGCUGAAAUAUCUGUUCUGAAGAAGUCAUCUCCGAUGCCAACAGAUUCUACUAUAAUUAAAGGCUAUGAUUUCAAUGAAGGAAUUAAUUAUGAUACUUUAUUAGACUGUUACAUGUCUACUGGUUUCCAGGCGUCACAUUUUGCUCAAGCUGUACAGCAAAUAAAUACGAUGUUAACGGUGCGCGAAGAACAGUUUGAAGGUGAUCAUACAUUACCGUAUCCGGAGGGGAAACAAAAAAGAGCAUGCACAAUAUUCCUUGGUUAUACAAGUAAUCUAGUUACUUCAGGUGUUCGAGAAAGUAUCCGAUACUUAGUUGAACAUGAUUUGGUGGACUGCAUUGUAACGAGUGCUGGUGGUGUCGAAGAAGACUUGAUCAAAUGUCUGGCACCUUCAUAUCUGGGUGCAUUUGAUCUUGAUGGGAAGACUUUGCGUCAUAAUGGAUUGAACAGGCUUGGUGCUGAAAUCAAUGACAAACGAUCAAUCUGCUACUGGGCUCACCGAAAUCGGAUCCCUAUUUUCAGUCCUGCAUUAACUGAUGGUUCAAUUGGUGAUAUGCUGUAUUUUCAUUCAUUCAGGAAUGGUGGAAUUAAGCUGGACAUCGUAGAGGAUUUGCGUCAUAUUAACACGAUGGCAGUACGAUCAUACCGUACCGGUGUAAUACUUCUUGGUGGCGGUGUUAUGAAACACCAUAUCAAUAAUGCUAAUCUCAUGCGAAAUGGUUCUGAUUACACUGUAUAUGUGAAUACUGGCCAGGAAUAUGAUGGCAGUGAUUCGGGUGCUCGUCCGGAUGAAGCCGUAAGUUGGGGUAAGAUCAGGAGUGAGUGUAGACCGGUUAAGAUAUACGCUGAUGCGACACUUGUUUUUCCACUGUUAGUCGCGAAGACGUUUGCUCGCCACGUACAGAAGAAGCAAUUGAAACUGUAGAAAAAAUGAGUUAUCGUUUAGGUAAUGGUUUCGAAAUUCAGAUGGAGAGCAGACUCAAUGGAUGCUUUUUCAUACUGCUGAUAUGUUAGACGCUAAGAAAACGAGUGUAUUUGGUGAAUUGGUAAACUGAUAAAAUAGUUAAUUCUAAAUUUCAGUUGAAUUAAAAGUCUGUCCAUAGUAUGAGAGGUUUUUUCUUGGUUUGUUAGUAACAGUAAAUAAUAUGUUGUGGUUAUAACUAGUAAACUUCAUAUGCUCACUGAUAGUUGUUAAACUUUUGAC